CCGCGCGGAGGCCCCUCCGGCCGAGGGGAGCGGCCGCUGAGGGGUUCGGCCCCCAGGAGAUGGGGGAAUCACCUCAGCCUCCGUGUGGCCUGCUGGCAAGCAGCUGUGUGGAGAUAACCUGCUACAGCACGAAUGAAACCAAAGUAUUUUUAAUAUGGAAAAGUGGAGGAGGAAAGAGCGGGAAGACCAAGCAAAAGAAUGAACAGGAAUGUGUGAACUUCAGGAACUCUGCUUCUUGUCUUCUUUGUAACCGCAAGAAAUACAGGAGGGUUGUGUUGCUUUAACGUAUGCUGUGAGCCCUCUAGCGGCGUUUUCUGAACCUUUCUACAUCUCAGGCUGCGGUAGCAUUUUUUUUUCUUUCCAGCUUUGUUUGCCUGAGACGAAAGAGUCAGAUUAACUUUUGUUUAAACUACUUAAACUACUUAAUUAAACUUUCCAGGUUUGUUUCUGUAAUGUGAGAAGGAAUACUCGUGUUUCCUGGUCUGUCUGAGAGUAUUGCACCUCUGGUAGCGAGCUCAUACCCUGCGUAGCCAGGGCAUAUGUAGCCGCAGUGUGAACACCAAUGUUUAUUGUGGAGCCCACGUGGCACCUGGUGGUGUUGUGGGGAUGCUCUGGGCACUUAAACACUGCUGGAUGGAGGCUCCCACUUUGGCAGCAUUCUACAGCAGGUCAGAUCCAAGCAGUGACGAGGAUGUACUUUUAUCUGAGGGGAGACUGACUGCAGAAACACUUGCUCUCCUAGUCAAUUCUUCCAGUUCCUAGCCUUGCUCUGCGCGUGUGCAUUACAUGACUGCGCUACCGAGCGCCAUCAGGUGACGCAGAGCUGCUCUGAAACGUGAAGGUGCCGAGCAAGAGCACCCUGAACUCGCAGACUGAGCAAGAAGACACCGAGGCAGUAGAGAGCUGAUUUCUUCAAGUGCUGCCUGCUUCUUUUUUAAGUCAUGAAAGCUCUGUAUGUCACUUAGAAAAGCGUCUGCAAAAGGGGGAGAUAGGCAUCAUUGUUUUAGGGUGACACCUGCCUGUGACUUCAACACUUAUCCUCCUGGCACACUAAAGUCAAGCCUUUGCAAAGAUUUUCCAGUACCGCUUCCUUCCUCGUUGGACAGGGUACAGGCAAAAACAGUUCAAUGCAGGCUUUGGGAUUUUUUCAGCACAUUCACGGUGUAUACAUGCUCUAAAUGCCUACAAUACAGAGGAAUCCUGCUACUUCUAAUGGGAUGCAUUUGCAUAAAGGAAGAAUUCCUCUUCUAAGAUGGGUAAUAAGCAGACAAUAUUUACUGAUGAACAGCUGGAUGCCUACCAGGAUUGCACAUUCUUCACUCGGAAAGAAAUCCUUCGGUUGCAUGGCCGGUACCAUGAAAUGGCACCAAAUGUUGUGCCCAUGGACUAUACAAAGGACCCGGACGUUAAACUACCUAUGCAGCUUAUAAUAAACAUGCCUGAGCUAAAGGAAAAUCCCUUCAAGGAAAGAAUUGUGGAAUCUUUCUCAGAAGAUGGAGAGGGGAGCCUCAGCUUCAAUGAUUUUGUGGACAUGUUCUCUGUCCUCAGUGAAAUGGCUCCCAGAGAGCUGAAAGCAAUCUAUGCCUUUAAGAUCUAUGAUUUUAACACAGAUAACUUCAUUUGUAAAGCAGACCUGGAAAAAACCCUCAAUAAGCUGACUAGAGAAGAGCUAACAGCAGAAGAAAUCACUUUAGUUUGUGAGAAAGUGAUAGAAGAAGCUGACAUGGAUGGCGAUGGGAAGCUAGGAUUUGCAGAUUUUGAAAACAUGAUUUCCAAAGCGCCAGACUUUCUCAGUACUUUCCACAUAAGAAUCUGAAGAUGUUUCUGUGAGCCAGUGUUAUCAGAAAUGACUUGCCAGUCCAGCCUUUCUGAAUCUCAGGCACCUUGGGGGCUUUUGUCCUCUAAUUGUGGCUUCUUAGAACGCAAAAAGUAUUGAAAUAAUUCUGGUGCACAAAGGGAGAGAAGCAUCAUUUGAUCUACAGGAUAUUUGGAACAGUUGCAUUUUUAUCUUCACUGCUGGCUAAGCACUCUGCAAAGAUGGUUGGGUUGUGGUUAUUUUUUUAAAAACGGGCAGAAUAUUGUCAGAAUAUUAUUAAAGGUAUUUCCACAUAGUUUUUAUAUUUAUGAAUAUUUAAUACUGCUCUUAAAAGCAAAAAAAAAAAAGAAGAUUGUCAGGAAGAUGAACUUCAGUGACUUUUCCAAGAGAAAGCAAGCAUGGGCCUUAAAUAACAAGAUGCCUCUAUCACUGUGGUGUACAGCUGGGGGUCUUGCAUGGAAAUACUCUUAGAUGAAAGAACUGCAGUCAAGAUCAACCUCCCAGUGUUGAAGACAACCACAUCCCAGGUUUGCCUUUCAGUCACUGAAAUGGCAGGUGCUGGGUUUGGUGCUUACCUUCAACCAAUAUUUUAUGGAUUGUCACGUCCUUAUGAAACUUGAAAUAUUUGCCUUUUGUAUAUGAUAACUGCAUAUGUGAUUCAUUUCUUUCCAAGAUUAACUUUAAAACUGUGUCCUUAGUCUCAAAGGAAGUCUUGCAUUUUACUGAUUCUAUGGGCUGAUAAUGUUGAAUAGAAGAAUACAAUCAUCUAUUACCCAUGAAGAAAUUAAAGAAGCACAGCACUAUUACUAAAGACAUGAAAAGACAUUUUCUUUUUAAACGAGCUAUGCAAUCUUUCCCGUAAAAUGCAUGAAUGCAGCUCUGUAUUUCUCCUUCCUCUUCAGCUGGAAAUCAGCUAUGUUAUUUUUAUUUUAUUCCAGUACUGUUUAGGUACUGGGGCCUGAAGACAAUCAUACAUGUAUUACUGUUCUAACAGUCAAUAGAAGGGCUCUGUCACUUACAUGGCUUCUGUAUCAAAAUCAUAACAAUUAAAACUUUUGACUCAUUUUA
Oxyura jamaicensis (ruddy duck) is the source of this 2884-nucleotide messenger RNA. RefSeq names its product calcium and integrin binding family member 2 (gene CIB2). Gene Ontology annotation, molecular function: calcium ion binding. The coding region runs from base 1253 to 1816 and encodes 187 amino acids. The record is from RefSeq and is a predicted model, not a curated record. The transcript has 8 exons. Lineage: Eukaryota; Metazoa; Chordata; Aves; Anseriformes; Anatidae.